UACCUAUUGAUGGCGGAUUGACGCUUUUCGCUGGCAACAAAAAAUUUUCUUGUGCGAGUAAUCAAAACGUUGCACGCCGCAAAUUAAGGAAAGAAUUGUGCGUGCGAUUAAAUCGCGUACUGCCCACGUUUAAAAUCAAGUGCAAUAGCAUUUUAUUUCAGUGUUUUAUUUACCAGUGGCAUAAGUGUGCGGCAAGAACAGUUUUUUUUUAGUUACAGCUAUGAGACGUCGUAGCGAGCGAAAAAAAUCUACAUCGCCAGCACCUUUGCCGGCACGUCGCAGUCGCCGAUCGCGCAAAGUAUCGGAAAAUGAGAAAACCGAGGAUGAGACGGUUGUAGAGAAAACAGAAGAAACAAAAGCGCCACCAACAAUUGAAGAAAUCAAUGAGGAACGUGGGGAGCGCGCCUCAAGCGAAGAACAUGCCGCAUCGCCAGUGCGCAAAAGCCGCAAUACACGCACGACACCGAAAAAGCGCCAAAGCGCUAGCAGUCAGCGCGAGAAGAGCAGCGAGCGCAAGGUGGAAACCAUACCCGAGGAAGUAGAAAAUGGGUCGGAUGCGGUGCUGGCGAAGGCAAGCAGCAACAAGAACAUCGAUAUCGAUAACAAGGUAUCGGCAGAAAAGGAAACGGCCAACAAACCCGAUGAGCCGCAGUCCGAAACGGAACAGCAUAAGGGAUCAGAGACAGUAACCGAUACAGACACAGACACAGCGGAUGCCUUGAUAAAGCCGAAAGAGGUGGAAGACGCAGAGAAGACGCCGGAGAAGAGCGUGGAGCAACACAACGAUGAUGCCUCUAAGGAAGGGGUGGAACCGGAAAAGGAUAGCACCAAUGAGGAGCCUGCCGUGGAAGAGGUAAAAGUUGCUUCUUCUUUAAGCUUAACAGCAAGUAAGGAUGAAGUGCAUCUAAAAACCACAAGCGAUGUAUUAGACAUUCAAACAGAGGACAUGGAAGAGCGGAACAACGAGAGAUCGGACCAAACGGAUGAGCCCGAAUCAGACGACACCAAGCUGACACUCAAAAUCGAUGAGCAGAAGGAGAACCACAAGGAAAAAGUAGAGCAAUCAACAGAGAAACAAACGAACAAGGAGCACCCAAACAGCGAUAAACAGGAAACUGUGACACAAACACAGCGCUCGGUGCGCAAACGCAAGUGGCUAAGCAAGAAAGUGGCCGAACGUGCACCACCCGUGCUGGCCAUAUCAACGGAUUCACUAAAGAACAUCAUUGCCGAUGUGGUGAAUCCUGUGCCGCUCAGCGAUGUACAACUGGAAUCAUCAUCGGAAGAGGAAGGUCUAGUGACCAGCGAUCAUGAAACGGACGAGCGGUCGUUAACUCCCGAACUGCGUGUCACAAAGGAUAGGGAUGAGGGUAACGCAACAGAUGAGGAGCAACAUCAACAUCAACAGCAACAGAAAUCGCAAUCAAAAUCAAAUCAUGAGAAAGAGACGCCAACGGUACCAGCUACAAGUAAGACAGCUAUCGAGCCCGCCGCUUCCAAAGCAAUUGCUGUUGCCCGCUCACCAAGUCCAGCGCGCAAUCGUGCCAGCCAUGUGCUUUUCAUUACCAAUCUGGUGCGUCCGUUUACUGUGCUGCAGCUCAAGGGGCUGCUGGCGCGUACGGGCAAGAUCAUUGAAGAGGAUGGCUUCUGGAUUGACCGCAUCAAGUCCAAAUGCUAUGUUGCAUAUGCCACGGAGGACGAAGCUAUUGAAACACGUCAUGCCCUGCAUGGCGUACGUUGGCCGGUCUCGAAUCCCAAGUGCUUGAAUGUUGACUUUGGCAGCCGAACAGACAUGGAUCGUGCUAUACAAUCGACCAAAAAUGAGGCACCCAAAUAUCCGCAGGACAAUACCAGGGAUAAUCAGCACUCGGGCAACACUUGGUCGCGUUUGGAUGCAAGCGAGAAAAAGCCGGCACGUCCGGUGCGCGAAUGGGAUGUGGGCAAAAAGGAGCCCAAUGAGCGCGACAAAUUAAGCAACGACAGACGCCGCAGCAGCAAGGAACGUAUCGACUCCAGAUUGCGCGAUUCAGAUCGCGGCAAAGGCGGCGAUGAUGCCGAGCGCGCUGUGCAGGAUCGUAAACGUUCAAGAGAACGCGAGCGUGGAGGACGUGAACGAGAGCGCGAUCGCAGCGAACAACGUGUGCAUGGUCGCAGCAGGAGCGGCUCACCAGCGUUAAAAGUCAGAAAGAAGGAAAAUGAACCACCCAUCAGGCUACUAGAUGAUCUUUUUCGCAAAACUAAGGGUACGCCGUGCAUUUAUUGGCUGCCCCUGACACCCGAAGCAAUUGCGGAAAAGGAGGCGUUCCGUCAGAAACGCAUCGAGGAACACAAACAGCGUAUCAAGGAGCGUGAGGAGCGCCUUAAGGAGCGUGAACGUGAAAAGGAGCGCGAUCGUCCGCGGGAUAAUCGUCGGAAUCGCUCCAACGAACGUCGACGUUCGCGCAGUCGCGAUCGGGAGCGACGGCGUUACUAGACAGUAACUAAAUGAACUACCGAAAUAAAACAAAAACAAAUGAAGUCAAAA
Drosophila novamexicana is the source of this 2524-nucleotide messenger RNA. RefSeq names its product apoptotic chromatin condensation inducer in the nucleus (gene Acn). NCBI's taxonomy places the organism in Eukaryota, Metazoa, Arthropoda, Insecta, Diptera, Drosophilidae. Gene Ontology annotation, molecular function: nucleic acid binding. The record is from RefSeq and is a predicted model, not a curated record. The transcript is spliced from 5 exons. Bases 221 to 2473 code for a protein of 750 amino acids.